Molecule: messenger RNA, 3490 nt
Organism: Alosa alosa (allis shad)
Lineage: Eukaryota; Metazoa; Chordata; Actinopteri; Clupeiformes; Clupeidae
Product: tumor necrosis factor ligand superfamily member 14-like
Exons: 4
Coding region: 667-1374 (235 amino acids)
Biological process (GO): immune response
Cellular component (GO): membrane
Molecular function (GO): tumor necrosis factor receptor binding
Source: RefSeq, a predicted model, not a curated record
ACAACUACAAGCGAUCUGCAGACACACUGAAAGUGAGAGAGAGAGAGAGAGAGAGAAGGACAGUGAGCGAGAAAGAGAAGGACAGUGAGCAAUAGUAAUCGAGAAGCUGAGUAGUUGAGCGCUCAGUGUCUCAGCCUGACCUCUUUGCGUGAGCUGCAGCUGACGACCUGUUGGAGGAACCAGGAACCGGCGUCCAUCUGACGGUCACCACGGAGAUGCACACAGAGAACCACGGACCAGCGAGGACGUCAACCAGACCCACUGGGCUCAUCUGCCGUCUGUUUACUUGUUUGGUAUAUUUAUUUGCGCUUUGUUUUGUUUGCUGUUGUUUGUUGUUGUUUUUUUUUGCGUGUUUCUGGAAAUGACUCUGGGUUUUUGGUCGUGACAAGACGCAUGGAAAUUUGCCCAUCUACCAUAGAGACCUACACACCUCCGAUUCAACUCGAAACCUUAAAAGUCAGACACUAACCGACAUUAACCAACUCUUUUCAAGGACACUCAAGAACUUUUUAUUAAAACAUUUUUUUUUCGUUUUCGUCCGUCAACCCUCCACCCCACCUCUAAGCCACCAGCGAGUGACCCGUGACCCGUGCCCCUUCGACCUUUGACUCUCGACCUUUGACUCUCGACUGCACCUACCAGGCAACGGGGGAGAGACUCAAAGCCAUGGCAGACGGUGGCAUGAUAGGGGUGUAUCCGCAGGUGUUUGUGGUGGACACCCAGGCUCCGUGCGGGCCCCUGCCCGUGCCAGUGUACCCGAGGCGGGGAGGCUGGCGCCACAGGCUCCUGUUCGCCCUGGUGGGCCUCGCGUUGCUGGGGGUCCUCAUUGAGGCCUGCUGCAUCUACAACCUGCACAGGGGCCAUGGAGAGACCAGUUUAGCAGAAAAGAUAAUCUCCAAUGAGAUAGCAGAGAUCAAGCCAGAGAGAAAGCCAGCUGUUCUACUAAAAGGCUCCCAGCCUCCAGAGACGAAAGACAAUGUUCUCCUUUGGACCCAGGAGGGGGAUGGAUUCCGCCAUCAGAUGGACUACAAGGACGGACUCCUGACCGUGAGGAAAGAGGGCUACUACUUCCUGUACUCCAAGGUCGCCAUCUCUGACAUCCACUGUAUACUAGUCAAGCACACAAUCAUGAGGAUCUCAGAGAGAUAUGGGGAUGGGAAGACACCCAUGGAACUGAUGCAGUCAGUGAGGUACCACUGUCCAAAGCCUCUGAAGGGGGACAGACAAGACAAACAGGAGACCCAAGAUGUGACCAGCAGCUACCUGGGCGGGGCCUUCCACCUUUUUACAAACGACUCGGUGUUCGUGAAGCUGGAGGGUGGCCAGAUAAGAACUGGACAGAAGGAGAACUUCUUCGGGGCUUUCUUGUUGUAGAACUCAGCUGGGGGUCAGUUACCUGGUUACCCAGCUGCUUAGUUAUCACCUUGGUAACACAAACAGUAACUAACUCUGGAACAGUGCUGGGAGCGUUCUGGCGGCAGUUGAUUGGCUGUGUGGGCUGUUUGGAGACAAAAUGGGGGGUUAACAAAUAAAGUUAGGCAAACUUAGGUCAGACGAAGUUGGAUCCGACUAAUUCUUGAACCGGUGCCAAAUUCCCAUCUGAUUUGUUUGUGUAGUUUGAGCUGACUUAGAAGAUGAAACAUUCAACAUUCCUAGUCCACUAAAAAAAAAAAAAACAACAUAUAUAUUUACACACACACACACACAUAUUUCGGGAGAGUAGGGGAGAGAGAUGAGGUGGGAUCCAGAAAUAACAUGGGCCAGACUCAAACCUAGGCCUACAUGGGCAGGUGGGCCCAUAUACGGUAACCCGUAGCUCCCUUUUCAGAUUCGAUUUAUGGCAUGGCAGGUCACACAAUGUAACAGCAAUAAUAAUAAUAAUAAUAAUAAUAAUAAUAAUAAUAAUAAUCGAGAGAUUCGAGAGAUUUGAGAGAAAGAAGUGACUCACAAGGAGUUUGACAUCAGCUGUGGUCUACUUAGGGGAAGCGAAACCUCCAUGAUGACACACAACAAGUUUAACUUAUUUAUUUAACAUUUUCACUCUCAGGGAUUUCAUCAGAGCAGAUUGUGUCAGGCGGAGUUUCACAAUUUGUUUUUCAGUCUGUGUGUGGCUCAUAUUUCUGAAUGAUACCUUGACAAAAUCAGGAUAGUCCAGCACUGUGUCCAACUUUAUAUUGAGUGUUCUUUAUGACAGUGUCCUCAAAUAGAUUAUAUAAUAAAGAAUUAUAUGUACUUGUAAAUAUUAUAUAUCAUGUGUUUUAAUAUUAGGUGUUUUUACCCCAAUACCACAAACCUAUGUGUAUUUAUGAAUAUAUAUAAGAAGUAUGUUUAGGAUAAUGCUUGGAUCCUGCUUCAUACGCCUAACCUUUUAACUCAUAAAUGUCAUAAUCUGAGUCCAUAUUUUUGGUGUGAAAUUACCAGAUGAUUGAAGAAAGAUAAAUAUGCACCUUGUGAUGUGUCAAUCACGUUUGCACAGAACUUUCGCCCAUCAGAAAAGUGGUUUGAUUUUUAUUUAAUCUCAUAAUGUAAGUGAAUGAGGUUUCCUCCCACUGAUGAACCAAAAAAAUUGCAUACGAAAUGUUCUUCUUUUAAGGCAUUUGUUAUAAAAUUCGUCACUAAUACAACUACUUUAAUGGUAACAUGACACUCCCAGAUCUUUGGGAAUCAACUGGCAUCACAUGUAUACCAUUUGUCAUUAUGUCCUUCUGUUUAGGACAUGCUUUAUAAUAUCUAACCAAAUGCCUAGAUUAAAUGUGUGCGUCGUUACAAGAUGUAGUUCUCAUAAACAAGCUUAGGUUGCAUAAUAUUGACUAGUUCUGUAUUUGCUUAUCUGGUAACUAUAUACCAUGCAUUGUUGAUCAGUUAAGCUCAAGGCCCAUAAGUACACACAAUGGGUCGUCAAUGGAUAUCAAUCAUACAUUUGUUCAUCACCAUGUUGGACUGUGGUUUCUGAAUUUGUACGGUUGGCUCUAACAAAGACUGGCCUUCGUCAUACAGAAGAGAUUCUGUGCAAGUGCAUACCAAUGCAUAUUACAAAUCUCUACCCUAUCCAUGCAAUGACACACAUGACACACAUUGCCAUGCAUUGCGCAUCUUUUUUUUCCAUUUCUUGAUUAAUGGUUGUUUAUUAAAUGAUUGAUGAAUGAGAUGUUAUGGAAAGAUGUUAUGGAAAGCUGAGUUUAGGUCGUGUCUAGUUUCGGAUGCUCCGAGCGCCCACCGGGCAGGGGAACCGGACGUUAUUGGGACGUAAAUCAGACGGAGGGUCUAAAGAACGAUUAAAAGAACCUCCUCCGCUGUGGUGUGUGUUUCUUUUCUCCCCCUGGUGUCCGUUCGGACGCUCCAAAAUAGACUCAACCAAUGGAAAGCUGCUUGAGAUGAGGAAUGAUGUUUAACCUUCAGCUUUUGACCUUUGGUCUUUGAAAUAUGUUGGGGAAUUUAAGGUGUAUGAAUUGAGCCUAAGGUUGUUGUAUUUCAUUCAUAUAUAAUUUAU